AUGGGAGACAAUCACAACGACGAUAAGAGCAUUGAGAUUUGGAAGAUGAAGAAGCUGAUCAAGUCCCUUGAAGCUGCUAAAGGGAAUGGAACCAGCAUGAUCUCACUCAUCAUGCCUCCACGCGAUCACAUCUCUCGUGCCACCAAGUUGUUGUGCGAUGAGUACGGAACCGCCUCAAACAUCAAGAGCAGAGUCAACCGCCUCUCUGUCUUGGGAGCCAUUACUUCUGCACAGCAAAGGCUGAAGCUUUACAACAGGGUCCCUCCCAAUGGUCUCGUCCUCUACACUGGCACCAUUGUCAACGAAGAAGGCAAGGAGAAGAAGGUUACUAUUGACUUUGAGCCUUUCAGGCCCAUCAACAACACUCUCUACCUCUGUGACAACAAGUUCCACACCGAGGCUAUUAAUGAGUUGCUGGAGUCACAUGAUAAAUUUGGUUUCAUUGUAAUGGACGGGAAGGGGACACUCUUUGGAACUCUGAGUGGUUGCACCAGUGACGUGCUUCACAAGUUUACUGUCGAUCUUCCGAAGAAUCACGGAAGAGGAGGACAAUCAGCUCUUAGGUUUCACCGUCUCGGUAAGGAGAAACGUCACAACUACUUGAGGAAAACAGCUGAGCUCGCCACACAGUAUUACAUCAGCCCUUCAACGAAUCAGCCUAAUGUGUCUGGUCUGAUACUUGCCGGUUCAGCUGAUUUCAAGACCAAGCUAAGCCAGUCAGAUAUGUUUGAUCCCCGGCUUAGGGCCAAGAUACUAAACGUGGUGGAGGUUCAGCACGGAGGAGAUAUUGGUUUCAAUGAAGCUAUCAAGAAGUCAUCUGAGAUCCUUGCGAAUGUGAAGUUCGCUCGAGAGAAGCUUUUGAUAGGGAAGUACUUUAACGAGGUAAACCAGGGAACGGGGAAGUAUGUGGUUGGCGUGGAGGACACGUUAAACGCUUUGGACUCUGGUGCCGUUGAUACACUGAUCGUGUGGGAGAAUCUUGACAUCUACAGAUACGUGUUGAAGAACAGCGUGACUGGUGAGACUGUGAUAAAGCAUUUGAACAAGGAAGAGGAAGUCAAUAGUGACUUUGCCGUGGAGGACAAGGUGUUGUUGCUGGAGUGGCUGGCUAACGAGUACAAGCGUUUCGGCUGUGCGUUGGAGUUUGUAACCAACAAGUCGCAGGAAGGGGAUAAGUUUUGCAAAGGGCUUGGAGGAGUUGGAGGGAUACUUCGUUACCAGCUUGAUGUUGCUGACUUUGAUGAAGAAGAGGAUUUGGAUGUUAGUGAUGAUGAUGAGUCUGAGUAGCAAUCAAUGGAAUCAUCACCUUCUCUGGUUCAGGAAGAUGGCACACCACCAAGGCUGAACCAGCCUGCGCGGGCUAGCGGGGUCACGCAGAAGAUAACUCGAAAUUAAAUGAAGAAAGCAUCUUUUAGCCAAGGUGGAGAGUGAAACAGUUGGAGAAUGAGCAAGCCUUGCUAUGGUUGUGUUAGCCUUGGUCGUGUCGUGUGUCUGCG
Brassica oleracea var. oleracea is the source of this 1496-nucleotide messenger RNA. RefSeq names its product eukaryotic peptide chain release factor subunit 1-1-like. Lineage: Eukaryota; Viridiplantae; Streptophyta; Magnoliopsida; Brassicales; Brassicaceae. Gene Ontology annotation, cellular component: cytosol; translation release factor complex. Gene Ontology annotation, biological process: cytoplasmic translational termination. The transcript has 2 exons. The record is from RefSeq and is a predicted model, not a curated record. Gene Ontology annotation, molecular function: sequence-specific mRNA binding; translation release factor activity, codon specific. Bases 1 to 1287 code for a protein of 428 amino acids.